AUGUACAACGGUCGAAUGGACCCCAUAGAGCACAUAAGCCAGUUUAACCAGAGGAUGGCCGUCCACUCCAAAGAUGAGGCUUUGAUGUGCAAAGUGUUUCCGUCCAGCCUGGGACCGAUAGCGAUAAGAUGGUUCGAUGGCCUCAGGCCAAACUCCAUAAAUUCCUUUAAGCAGCUGACCCAGGCCUUUGGCUCUCGCUUCAUCACAAGUAGUAGGGUUCCUCGGCCCUUGGAUUCCUUUCUGUCUUUGUCCAUGAGAGAAGGGGACACAUUAAAAGCCUACUCAGAUAGAUAUUGGGAGAUGUACAAUGAGAUAGAAGGUAACUAUGAUGAUGUCGCCAUCAGCACUUUCAAGAGCGGCCUCCCAAUUAAGCACGGUUUAAGAAAAUCCCUAAUAAGGAAGCCUGUUACCAGCCUACGCCAACUUAUGGACCAAAUCAACAAGUAUAAAAGGGUUGAAGAGGACCAGCAAUUGGGUAAGGGUAAAGCAAAAGUUGUCCCUUAUGAGAGGAGGAACUUCAGGUCGGACCGAUUUAACAAUAACAACCGGCCAAGGAGAGACUAUGCAGAGCAAUCCGGAUCUGCCGACAUGCAGGCAGUUAACGCUGUGUUUUGA
This is a messenger RNA of Quercus lobata, 615 nucleotides long. RefSeq lists its product as uncharacterized. Lineage: Eukaryota; Viridiplantae; Streptophyta; Magnoliopsida; Fagales; Fagaceae. The transcript has a single exon. The record is from RefSeq and is a predicted model, not a curated record. The coding region runs from base 1 to 615 and encodes 204 amino acids.